AUGGGACGUGAAGCUUGGCUUCCGGUAUUGUGCGACGGAAGUGACGAAAGCGCGGCGCGCCGCAGCGUGCGGGUCGAGGUCGCUAUGUACAAUGUCCUGUGUUCACGGGCUGUGGGAGUGGUCCGGGCUCUGCGGCUCGCGGGCUGGGCUUCGCGAAGCCUGCAUCCGCCGCCCGGUGGCCGAUCUCCAGCCCAGCCUGCAGACAGGGCAGAGGAGGAGGAAGACCCCAACCUCCCGACGCAGUUUUCCUCCAGCAAAGCCGUCCCAGUCCGCUGGACGGUGGAGCAUUCCCUGGGGAAACAGCAGCAGCGGCCUUGGUGGAAAGUGCUGCCGUUCACCCUGGCGCUUGUGGUUAUGAUCAUGUGGUGCUAUCUGAGGGAGGAGGGCAGCAUGGACCAGUGGUUGAGGCAGGUGUUGGGAGAGGAGGACGAGGAGGAGCCGGAUGGUCAUCUAGAGGAGCCUGAAGCUCCGGCUCGCUACGGGGCUAAAACGUGACAGGGCGCCUGCUGAGGAGGGAAAUAAGCAGCGUCCUUCUGUUUCGUUGUCGAAUUUGGGGAUUUCUGACUUGGUUCUGCGCGUCCCUUCGAUGCUUAGAGGACUUGGAUGGCGCCGAGACGCGAGAACACAGCACAAAAUUGGAGGCUCGAAAUCUGAUCUUUGCCGGACACCAAUGCCCAGUGAUUACGUCCAAAGACCUCUCGAGGUUCAUAGAACAGGUUGUGGGUGCACCGUGUGCGGUUGAAUUUGUCAUUGUUUGUACAGCCUAAUUAUGUUUCCAGAGUUGUUCUGGUGGA
Molecule: messenger RNA, 794 nt
Organism: Acomys russatus (golden spiny mouse)
Lineage: Eukaryota; Metazoa; Chordata; Mammalia; Rodentia; Muridae
Product: protein CCSMST1
Exons: 2
Coding region: 1-495 (164 amino acids)
Source: RefSeq, a predicted model, not a curated record